Molecule: messenger RNA, 1276 nt
Organism: Punica granatum (pomegranate)
Lineage: Eukaryota; Viridiplantae; Streptophyta; Magnoliopsida; Myrtales; Lythraceae
Source: RefSeq, a predicted model, not a curated record
AAAAAAAUCAGAAUAUUUCUCCCUCCCACUUCCCACCCUCCCACGGAUUCCCUCCCGACUCUCACUUCACUACUCUCUCUCUAAUGGCGAUCUGCUCGGCGAGGACGUUGGCCGUCCUCCUCCUCCUCUCCGCCGUCCCCGUCGCCUACAUCAUCUCCCUCGAGAUCGCCCCGCCGGCAACCCACGUCUUCCACUACCACAGCUCCGGCUUCCUCCGCGAGUGCGCCAAGUGGGACGCCCCCAACCGCCGCUUCCUCGUCUCCUUCCUCGAGGGGGGCGUCGGCGCCGUCUCCGUCCCGGAGGGCCACUCCCCGGGAGCCGUCCUCGACGAGUCCGUGGUGGUCAGGGACCCCGACGUCGCCGGGAACGCGUCCCUCGGCCUCACCAUCGACCACCCCAGGAACCGGCUACUCGUGGCCGUCGCCGACGUGAUCGGGAACCGUUACUCCGCCGUGGCGGCGUAUGACUUGUCCACGUGGCAGCGGCUGUUCCUCACCAAACUCAGCGGCCCGAGUGACGAGAAAUCCUUUGCGGACGAUGUUGCAGUAGAUGCAGAAGGUUACAUAUAUGUAACCGAUGGAAAGGCGAGCAAAAUCUGGAAGGUAAGUCCCGAGGGCGAGUUCCUGUCGAUCAUCAGGGACCCGCUCUUCACUCCGAAGGAAUGGUACAAGGCCCUAGUGGGGCUGAACGGGAUUGUCUACCACCCUGAUGGGUACUUGAUUGUGAUCCACACUUUCACGGGGAACCUGUUCAAGAUCGAUUUAGCAAACGGAAACACGGUUAAGUUGAUAGAUGUUACGGGAGGCUCAUUGUCAUUCGGAGACGGUCUGGAAUUGGUUUCUCCAACUAGGCUAGUUGUUGCGGGGAACCCUUCGGGGAGGUUGGUGGAAAGCUCCGAUGGGUGGAAGAGCGCCUCUGUGGUGGCAAAGUUCAAAGGACCAGCACACAGGCUGGCCACUGCUGCCACAGUGAAGGAUGGGAUAGUUUAUCUUAACCACAUGUUCGGGAUCGGUUACCCGAAGAAGAAGCACGCCAUUGUUGAAGCGGUCUUUUCUUCAUGAAGAUACAGUGCUCAUUGGAUCCUCAGCGAAGGCAGCGUACCUCAUUGGAUCCUCGGGUCCUCCUCGGAAGCUUGUGAUCAAAAUCGUUAACUUAUGUUCUAAAAGGAAUCGAGAUUGUAAUGUUGAUUAUUUAAAUGCCUGUAACGUAUUAUUGAGUUACCAUAUGUAGAACGUAUUUUUAGCUUUGUUCCAAAUUCAUGAUACUUCAUUUUCCA